Molecule: messenger RNA, 924 nt
Organism: Fibroporia radiculosa
Lineage: Eukaryota; Fungi; Basidiomycota; Agaricomycetes; Polyporales; Fibroporiaceae
Exons: 7
Coding region: 1-924 (307 amino acids)
Biological process (GO): fatty acid beta-oxidation
Cellular component (GO): mitochondrion
Molecular function (GO): enoyl-CoA hydratase activity
Source: RefSeq, a predicted model, not a curated record
AUGAGUCUUAAAGUGCUGCAGUUUACUAGUGGAAGAGUGCUUGCCAGCGUCUCUAUUCUAUACCGACCAAGCUCUAGUACAUCACAUUCAAUUCCUCGUCGACUGUGUAGAGACAUUCAAACAGCUACGACACAAGCCGAAGCGUAUCUCGAGAAUCUAUCUUCUCAUCCUGGUAUUUCCUGUCUAGCUCUCAAUCGCCCACAAGCGAAAAAUGCAAUUUCGGUCAAAUUACUGCAGGAGUUCCGCGAAUGUCUGGAUACGGUGCAUUUCGAUAAUAGCGUCCGUGUUCUCAUUAUUCGGUCAUCUGCGCCUGGCUCGUUCUGUGCUGGUGCAGACCUUAUUGAGAGACGCUCUAUGACCAAAGCCCAAGUGGAUAAGUUCCUCCUCGAUUUGCGUGGUGCGCUGGCUAGUCUAGAGAACCUGCCCAUGCCAACAGUAGCUGCCAUCGACGGGCCUGCGCUUGGCGGUGGCCUCGAGUUGAGCCUCGCUUGUGACUUACGAGUUGCAGGUCAUAGUGUGACAAAGAUUGGACUCCCAGAAACGCGCUUGGGUAUCAUUCCGGGUGCCGGAGGAACACAGCGCCUUACUCGUUUACUUGGUGUUGCGAAGGCAAAGAGCUUAAUAUUUACUGCGCGUUCUCUGUCUGCGUCUGAAGCUCAUGAACUUGGUUUGGUCGAUUAUGUGUCCGUCUGCGAAUCUUCUGCAUUCGACAAAUCUCUAGAAUUAGCUAAAGAGAUCUGUCACAAUGCACCUCUGGCGUUGCGGGCAGCGAAGCAGGCAAUAUCACGAGCCCCAGAGCUCAGUUUGGAGUCUGGUCUCGACUUCGAGAGAGCAUCAUAUGAGCCGUUAUUGAAUACCAGCGAUCGGAUAGAAGCAUUGAACGCGUUCAAGGAGAAACGUCUUCCAAUGUUCAAGGGGGAAUGA